CGUUUUUGGCCACUGGUUUUCCUUUCGGCCCGAUCUAGUUCAGGAAUUAUCUCGCAUUUAUUGGGUGAUAACAAUGGGGAAAACUGGACAUGGACCUGUCCUUUGUUUUGCAAGCCUCCUCUGAUCAUAACGCUCUAAGACACAAAAUUCCGGUACCGAAGAAACGCCCUAUAAGUUCGCAUCGAGCUUCUUUCCGUGAUUACACCAUCAGGCAGUAUGAAAACCGGCUCAGACUGUUCUCCCAUCCCACGAAGAUUUUCCGCUACUUUGCCACCAUAAAAAUGAAAAACAAAUCUGGUAAAUGGGAACUGUACAUGACUGUCUCCGAUUUCCUGAGAUCCAUUCAGCCAGGAGUCAGACAGCCAGAGCAUUUGGGCCUGGACAAGUUCCACAUUCUCGAUGAGAAGGCGGCCAAGAAAUGGCAGCCGGAUGUCAGGGAAGAUAGCAUCUUCUUAAAGAUCGAGAGGCGGGGCUUGCUGACCUACAGUGACUAUGUGCUACUGACCAUCCUGCUGUCCAUUCCGGAGCGAAACGUUAGGAUCAGUUUUAAGCUAUUCGAUGCAAAUGGUGAUGGAAAUGUAACAAUCGAGGACAUGGAAACAAUUCUUAUGGCAAUCACCCAGGGCGAAGCCUCCGUGAUGAACUCCCACCUGAAGAAAUAUCUCUUUGGUUCACGAUUGAGUAGAACAAUGGGUGAUGACUUUCUGGAGUUCCUGCAAGAGUUGCACACUGAGAUCCAUACACAGCAGUUCCAGAACCUAUUGAAGGAUUCCAGAACUGUGAUCUCUGAACUGGACUUCACCAAGGUGGUUCUGGGCUUCAGAACUUCCCGUAGCGAAACACGCGAAACCCUGAAGAGGGUCAAGAAAAAGUUUGGAAAUAUGGGUCGUGGUAUAAGUCUGGAGGAGUUCUUGGCCUUUUUUCGCUUUGUGCAGGAUGUGGGUGUAAUGGAUAAUGAGCUGGCCUUUUACUACUUCACCGGGGCGAAUAUCUCACCCAAAACACUGCGACACAUCUCGUAUGUGGUGACCGGUAAACUCUCUGAACAUCUUACCGAGGUGAUUUUCUCCAUCUUCGAUCGUGAUAGCGACAAUAAUCAACGGAAGGAUUUCACCAAGAUGAGGCGUCAGUGGAUGCAUCCCGUUCCAUUGCGAACCAAUCUGAGGUUCUCAUCCACGAUAUGCAUUGUCUGCAAGUGCAUCUGGAAAGUGCUACCGUCUUGGAAAAAGGGAAGUCAUAUAAGGGAACCGCUUUUAGUUCGCUGACAAUAUUACACUGGGGAAAAAUUCCUUCAAUGUAAUUUCA
Drosophila suzukii is the source of this 1305-nucleotide messenger RNA. RefSeq names its product calcium uptake protein 1 homolog, mitochondrial. Gene Ontology annotation, cellular component: uniplex complex. The record is from RefSeq and is a predicted model, not a curated record. Gene Ontology annotation, biological process: mitochondrial calcium ion homeostasis; calcium import into the mitochondrion. Lineage: Eukaryota; Metazoa; Arthropoda; Insecta; Diptera; Drosophilidae. Gene Ontology annotation, molecular function: calcium ion binding.